AGGUUCUCGACAGACCAGAACAACCCUCACAUCUCAAUCUCCUCUCCUUUCAAUUGCGUCGGCAAUUGAUCCUUUCUUGCCUCUUCCAUACAUAGACUCUGGUCAUCAUGUUCAGAAACGCUCUCCGACAGUCCAGCCGGACGGUGGGCGCAAUCUCUGCAUCUGGCAGAGUCGCAGCAGUACGUAGCCACAAUGCCAUCCCGGCCAGCUCCAUCUAGCUCGAAUCCCAUCGAAAAUCAUCGUAGUCUACUUCCCGAGAUCAAUUGGCUUGCCGCGAUGAUAAAGGUCGAUGGUGGGGAGCUGAUGAUGAAGCUCCGACAGCUCAAGACGUGUUUUUUUUGGGCCAUCGGCUAACCUCAAUUUUGUGCAGGGACGAACUGCCGCACCAGCAGCCCUCAACGCAGCAUCAAAACAGGUCCGAAGCUACGCUUCCGCCGACAAAGCCACCCCAACCGAAGUUUCGUCAAUCCUCGAGCAAAGAAUUAGAGGUGUUAAGGAUGAGGCCGGCCUCGCCGAGACUGGACGUGUCUUGUCCGUUGGGUACGUUGAUCAACACACAAAUGCCUCAAUCGCCAAUAUGGACUACAUGGGAGGUUUGUUCAAGGAAAUUUGAGGGCUGAUUGGGUUUAUAGAGAUGGUAUCGCUCGUGUCCACGGUAUGAGCAACGUUCAAGCUGAGGAGCUUGUCGAGUAAGUCACACAACUGGAGCUCUUGAAAAUAUUCAUUAGCUAAAUAUACACAGGUUCGCAUCCGGUGUUAAGGGUAUGUGCAUGAACUUGGAGGCUGGUCAAGUCGGUGUUGUGCUUUUCGGGUCCGAUCGUUUGGUCAAGGAGGGCGAGACCGUUAAGCGUACCGGAGAAAUUGUGAGCAAAAGUGGACGACAAUUGAAUUUACAGCCACUGAUGAGCUUUACUUAUAGGUCGAUGUUCCAGUCGGAAUUGAGAUGCUUGGUCGUGUCGUUGAUGCUCUCGGAAACCCAAUUGAUGGAAAGGGACCAAUCAAGACCACCGAGAAGCGCCGUGCACAAUUGAAGGCCCCAGGUAUUUUGCCUCGACGAUCUGUCCACCAAGCCGUCCAGACUGGUCUCAAGUCAGUCGAUGCCAUGGUUCCAAUCGGACGUGGUCAGCGUGAGUUGAUCAUUGGUGAUCGUCAAACCGGAAAGACUGCCGUUGCUCUUGACGCCAUGUUGAACCAAAAGCGAUGGAACGACGGAAAGGAUGAGGAGAAGAAACUUUACUGCGUUUACGUUGCCGUUGGACAAAAGCGAUCUACCGUUGCCCAGUUGGUCAAGACCCUUGAGGAGAACGACGCCAUGAAGUACUCCAUCAUCGUUGCUGCCACUGCUUCCGAAGCCGCUCCUCUCCAAUAUAUCGCUCCUUUCACUGGUUGCUCCAUGGGUGAGGUUAGUAUUUUCUGAUCUAAUUAUCCUUGCAAGACAAGGUAUCUUCUAAACGAGAAGCGGCGAUACUAACUGAAAAUAGUGGUUCCGUGACAACGGAAAGCACGCUGUCAUCAUCUUCGACGAUCUUUCCAAGCAAGCCGUCGCAUACAGACAAAUGUCUCUCCUUCUCCGUCGUCCGCCCGGACGUGAGGCCUACCCCGGUGACGUUUUCUACCUCCACUCCCGUCUUUUGGAGCGUGCUGCCAAGAUGUCCGAGAAGCACGGAGGUGGUUCUUUGACUGCCCUUCCUAUCAUCGAGACCCAGGGUGGUGAUGUGUCUGCAUACAUUCCAACCAACGUUAUUUCCAUUACCGAUGGACAAAUUUUCUUGGAGGCCGAGCUUUUCUACAAGGGUGUCCGACCAGCUAUUAACGUCGGUCUUUCUGUGUCCCGUGUCGGUUCCGCUGCCCAACUUAAGGCAAUGAAGCAAGUCGCUGGUUCAUUGAAGCUUUUCUUGGCUCAAUACCGUGAGGUCGCUGCUUUCGCUCAAUUCGGUUCCGAUUUGGACGCUGCAACAAAACAAACUCUUAACCGUGGUGAACGUGUAAGUAUACGAAAUUUCAAUUUCUGGGGGUAAUUGAAUCAUGGCUAAUUUCAUUCAACAGUUGACCGAGCUCCUCAAGCAAAAGCAAUACUCACCUAUGGCUGUCAACGAAAUGGUUCCUCUCAUCUACGCUGGUGUUAACGGUCACUUGGAUUCCGUCCCUGUUGCCAAGAUUCUCCAGUGGGAGGCUGACUUCAUCGCACACAUGAAGACCAACGAGUCUGAUCUUUUGGCUACUAUUGACAAAGAGGGUGCUUUGAGCAAGGAUUUGGAAGCUAGACUAAAGGAGGUUGUCGUUAGCUUCACCAAGAGCUUCGUAUAAGGAGGGAAAAUUACUAUGCUUUGCUACUCCUUCUAUUUUCUCUUUUGUCUUAAGCAUGGUUCCUUAUGGAAGGGAACAACUGUAUUGAAUGUGGCGGACAGGGGU
This is a messenger RNA of Hymenoscyphus albidus, 2412 nucleotides long. NCBI's taxonomy places the organism in Eukaryota, Fungi, Ascomycota, Leotiomycetes, Helotiales, Helotiaceae. The record is from the annotation of a GenBank genome assembly.